CAAGCCGCGGCUGCGCAUGUUCCUACCGGGCUUUACGUUAUUUUCGAACAAUGUUUUACCGCUAAAAUGACAAAUUCCGCAAUGUUUUCGACGUAACAACAGUUCAAAAACAAAAUGAAGUGUCAGUUCUUACAUUUAGUUCCGUGAGUGUUGAUUUAUUGAGUGGUUUAACGACAGCAGAAGUAAAACAAAUGUGUGUGAUCCAUGUGUGAAUGUUGUGCUACAAAAUGUGGUCGAGAAACUUUAUACCGGAUUAUGGGAUUAGACUGCUGGCCACAGCUGUGCUGCUGUCGACGGUAGCAGCCAGGAUCCAAGGAGUCGAAGGUUUCGUUUCCUGCUCGCCCUCUCCUUGUAAGAAUGGCGGGACCUGUCUCUCGUCGCCCCGGGGAGAAUACUUCUGCAACUGCACCUCCCGAUACGCCGGCGAGUUCUGCCAGCACCUCAACCCUUGCCACAGCGAGUCCAGUCCCCGAUGUCAGAACGGCGGUACUUGCCGGGUCAGGCCCGGUGCUGGUGGAGGCCCUCCCUCCUUCGCCUGCGACUGUCCUCUCGGCUUCAGCGCUUCUCUCUGCGAAAUCAGGGUGCCUGCUGCGUGCGAUUCAGCGCCGUGUUUGAAUGGAGCCACGUGUCGGUUGACAUCGCUGGAUACGUUUGAGUGUGACUGCCCUCCUGGGUAUACAGGCGCCGAAUGCUCCCACGAAGACCACUGCGCCUCCCAACCUUGCAGAAACGGGGGUCGAUGCGUAGCCGAUAACACCACCGCAGCCGGCUACUCCUGCGCAUGCCCGCCCGGCUUCACCGGCAACAGGUGCACUGAAGACGUGGUGGAAUGUUCCACUGGCGCCGGCCCUUGUCACCACGGAAGAUGCUUUAAUACCCAUGGUUCUUAUACGUGCGUCUGCGAACCUGGAUAUACCGGGAGAGACUGUGAUGCGGAGUAUGUCCCGUGCGAGCCGUCGCCGUGCCUCCACGAUGGGAAGUGUACUCCGCUGGAUCAGCUCAGAUAUAAAUGCGAUUGUCCUACUGGGUAUCGAGGUCAGAACUGCGAGAUCGACAUCGAUGACUGUCCAGGGCAUCUCUGUCAGAACGGAGCCACCUGCAUUGAUGGUCUCAACACGUACACUUGCGAGUGUCCACCAACUUUCACCGGGACUCUGUGCGAGACUGACGUCGACGAGUGUGCUUUGAGGCCUUUAGUUUGUCAAAAUGGCGCCACCUGUACGAAUACAGUUGGCGGUUUCUCCUGCAUCUGUGUCAACGGCUGGACCGGCCCCGAGUGCUCGGUGAACAUCGACGACUGCGCCGGCGCAGCUUGCUUCAACGGCGCCACCUGCAUCGAUAGAGUUGGUGCUUUCUACUGCAAGUGUACUCCUGGAAAAACUGGUCUACUAUGCCAUCUAGAUGACGCCUGCACAUCAAACCCUUGCCAUGCAGACGCUAUCUGCGACACCAGUCCUAUCAAUGGAUCUUACACUUGCUCUUGCGCAUCAGGCUACAAGGGCUUGGACUGUUCCGAAGACAUAGAUGAGUGUGAACAAGGAUCCCCUUGUGAGCACGACGGUAUUUGCGUCAACACCCCCGGCUCCUUCGCCUGCAACUGUUCCGUGGGCUUCACAGGCCCCCGUUGCGAGACCAAUGUCAACGAGUGUGAGAGCCACCCCUGCAGGAACGAUGGCUCUUGCUUGGACGAUCCUGGGACCUUUCGAUGUGUCUGCAUGCCUGGUUUUACUGGUAUACAAUGCGAGGUGGAAAUUGACGAGUGCGCCAACAACCCCUGUCUCAACGGAGGCGUGUGUCAUGACAUGAUCAACGCUUUUAGAUGCACCUGCGUCAUUGGGUUCACGGGCGCGCGGUGUCAAGUAAACAUCGACGACUGCGCAUCAAGCCCUUGUCGGAACGGUGGCACGUGCCACGACUCCAUUGCUGGUUACACUUGCGAAUGCCCUCCCGGAUACACUGGCUUGUCGUGCGAGACCAAUAUCAACGAUUGUCUCUCCGCGCCUUGCCAUCGCGGCGAGUGUAUCGACGGCGACAACAGCUUCACCUGCAAUUGCCACCCCGGCUACACGGGCAGAGUGUGCCAGACUCAGAUAAACGAGUGCGAAUCCAACCCCUGCCAGUUUGGAGGACAUUGCGAAGAUCUCAUCGACGGCUACCAAUGUCGUUGUAAACCGGGCACUUCGGGCCGCAACUGCGAGAUAAAUGUCAACGAAUGCUACUCCAAUCCCUGCAGGAAUGGCGCCACUUGCAUCGACGGCAUUAAUAGGUACACGUGUGAAUGUAUCCCUGGCUUCACGGGCCAACACUGCGAGACAAACAUCAAUGAAUGCAUUCCGAAUCCUUGUGCCAAUGGUGGAAUCUGUAUCGACAGAAUCAACGGCUUUAGAUGUGAAUGCCCUAGAGGGUACUAUGAUGCUAGAUGCUUGUCAGAUGUUAACGAAUGCGCUUCGAACCCUUGUGUCAACGGUGGUAGCUGCGAGGAUGGAGUGAACCAGUUCAUCUGUCAUUGCUUACCUGGUUAUGGAGGUCAACGUUGUGAACGCGACAUCGACGAAUGCAGUUCGAACCCUUGCCAGCAUGGCGGUACCUGUCAUGAUAGACUCAAUGCUUAUAAGUGCGACUGCGUUCUUGGAUUCAAUGGAGUGAACUGCGAGACGAACAUCGACGACUGCGCGGGGCGGCCGUGCCUCCACGGCGGCUCCUGUAUCGACCAAGUGAACGGUUACAGAUGCGUCUGCACUCCGCCGCAUUCUGGACGCAACUGCGAGAAUACCCUCGAUCCCUGCAUGCCUAAUCAAUGUCGCCACGGCGGUCGUUGCAAAGCCGAAGCUUCAUACGCGGAAUUUACCUGCCAAUGCCCUGUUGGCUGGACCGGUGCUUUGUGCGAGAGGGACGUCGACGAAUGCUUCGUCACUACGCCGUGUCAUAACGAGGCCACGUGCAUAAACACCGAUGGAUCGUACGCUUGCAUUUGUGCGAAAGGAUACGAGGGGAAAGACUGUGCAAUUAACACGGAUGAUUGUGCUUCGUUCCCCUGCCAAAACGGCGCGACCUGCUUGGACAGUAUCGGCGACUACAACUGCUUAUGCGCAAGCGGUUUCGCUGGGAAGCAUUGUGAGAUUGAUAUCGACGAGUGCGAGUCUCAACCUUGUAUGAACGGCGCCACUUGUAACCAGUACGUGGCCUCUUACACGUGUACCUGCCCCCUGGGUUUCUCCGGCAUCAACUGUCAGACCAACGAUGAAGACUGCACUGACUCUAGUUGCAUGAACGGAGGCACCUGUAUCGAUGGCAUCAACUCUUACAACUGCUCCUGUCCACCUGGAUACACCGGCUCGAACUGUCAGUUCCGCAUCAACAUGUGCGACAGUUCCCCGUGCGACAACGGCGCCACCUGUCACGACCACGUCACACACUACACCUGUCAUUGUCCAUACGGGUACACAGGAAAACAUUGCGACGCUUUUGUUGACUGGUGUGAAGGAAAUCCUUGCGAGAAUGGAGCCACGUGUUCACAGAAAGGGCCGCAGUACACUUGCACCUGCGCCCCGGGCUGGUCCGGGAAACUCUGUGAUGUCGAGAUGGUGUCGUGUAAGGACGCCUCUAUCAGGAAAGGUGUAAAACUAAAACAACUGUGCAACAAUGGUACGUGUGAAGACAUUGGUAACUCCCACCGCUGCCACUGUCUCGAUGGCUACACCGGCUCCUACUGUCAAAAGGAAAUCAACGAAUGCGACUCUGCUCCUUGCCAAAACGGAGCCAUCUGCAAAGACCUAGUGGGCACUUACCAGUGUCAAUGUGCUAAAGGAUUCCAGGGACAGAACUGCGAACUAAACGUCAAUGAUUGCCUGCCAAACCCCUGCCAAAAUGGAGGCACUUGUCAUGAUCUCAUCAAUAACUUCUCCUGCUCAUGUCCUUUCGGUACUUUAGGGAAAAUAUGCGAAAUCAACGUCAAUGAUUGCAAGCAAGACGCCUGUCAUAACAAUGGAACUUGCAUCGAUAAAGUUGGAGGCUUUGAAUGCAAAUGUCCACCAGGAUUUGUUGGGCCCAGAUGUGAAGGUGAUAUCAACGAAUGCUUGUCUAACCCUUGCUCGACACCCGGUACUCAAGAUUGCGUUCAGUUAGUCAACGAUUAUCACUGCAAUUGUAAACCUGGUUAUAUGGGAAGACACUGUGAUGCUAAAGUCAAUUUCUGUGCCAACUCGCCAUGUCAGAACGGCGGUAUGUGCACUGCUAUACAAGGUGGACACGAAUGUCUUUGCAAUGAAGGCUUUUAUGGCAAGAACUGUGAGUAUUCUGGUUACGCUUGCGACUCCAACCCUUGUCAAAACGGUGGCUAUUGCCGUACCUCCGAGAUCGGAGAUUACGUCUGCGACUGUCCUAUAGGUUUGUCUGGUGUCAACUGCGAGAGAGAUUCUCUAAACGAAUGUUUGAGCAAUCCAUGUAAACAUCCAGAAGCACGUUGUUUUGAUAAACCAGGUGAUUAUUUGUGCUACUGCCCAAGGCAAUGGACCGGAAAGAAUUGUGAUAUUCACGACCCUCACGCUCGAGGUGGGUAUGGAGGUCAAUUACCGAAUGUUUAUAAUAAGAGCCCCACAAUAAGCAUUGAAGAACUUGAUUUGGCUUAUCAAAAAGAACAAUGUGUGAAACUUGGUUGCAAAGAAAAACAAGGUGAUUAUCGAUGUGAUGAAGAAUGUAAUACUUACGCUUGUGGAUUUGAUGGUAACGACUGUUCUUUGGGCAUUAACCCUUGGGCGAACUGUACAGCACCAAUCAAAUGUUGGGAAGUGUUUAUGAACGGAGAAUGUAAUGAGGUUUGUAACACACAAGCAUGCUUAUUCGAUGGAAGAGAUUGCCAGAAGUCCUUACAGAGAUGCAAUCCGAUAUACGACGCGUAUUGUCAAAAGCAUUACGCUAAUGGGCACUGUGAUUACGGAUGUAACAACGCUGAGUGUAACUGGGACGGACUGGACUGCGAAAAUGAGCCUCCCGAACUAGCAGAAGGUGUAAUGUCAGUGAUUCUGUUGAUGGAUAUGCAAACUUUCAAGGAGAACUCCAUUGCAUUCUUAAGAGAUUUGGGUCAUCAGCUGAGAACAACAGUAUUGAUAAAGAAAGAUCAUCUUGGUAAUGAUAUGGUUUAUCCUUGGAAAGGUAAUGCGGAUGUCGGUCUUCAAGAUACAGAAGUUGGAAAGAAACAUCAUAUAAUUAUGACUGAAAAAGUGCAACCUGGAGUUCACGUAUAUUUAGAGAUUGACAAUAGAAAAUGUUCAACAGAACCUGGUUCAGAAUGUUUCUUCUCCGCCCGAGAAGCUGCCGAAUUUUUGGCUGCCACGGCUUCCAAGCAUUCUAUCAUGUCCGAUUUCCCUAUCUUCCAAGUGAAAGGUGUUACAACACCUACUGGCACAGACGACAUACAAACCAAUUCCAAAUACGUUUUCAUCGGAGUGAUUCUUGUCCUGCUAGCUGGCUUGCUAAUUGGAGUAUUGGUGACUGCGCAAAGGAAACGCGCUGCUGGCAUUACAUGGUUCCCCGAAGGUUUUAUAAGAAACAAUUCCUCGACCAGACGAAGAUCACGGCGUCGUGGGCCUGAUGGGCAAGAGAUGAGGAAUUUGAACAAAGGUUCUAUGGGUUGUAUUGAUGUUGAUAUAAAUGGGGGUCAUAUGGGACCUCCUCAUUGGUCGGACGAGGAUGACGAUGGUUCUGCUCCACCGAGGGCCAAAAGAGCGCGAGGUCCAGGAGAUUCUAAUGGUGCUCCCGGAGGAUACGCGUCGGAUCAUACUGCGAUCACGGAUUAUGAAGAAGCAGGUCAUGAGCCUAGAGUGUGGACGCAGCAACAUCUGGACGCGGCUGAUAUCAGGGUACCGCCUAGCAUGAUGACGCCGCCUGCUAUACAUGAUGGUCAUGUCGACGUGGACGCUCGAGGCCCUCUCGGUAUGACUCCACUGAUGGUCGCAGCCGUAAGGGGAGGAGGUCUGGACACAGGUUCUGACGCUGAAGACGAACAGACCGCUCACAUCAUAUCAGAACUCGUCGCUCAAGGCGCGCAACUCAAUGCGGCUAUGGAUAAGACUGGAGAAACUAGUUUGCAUCUUGCUGCAAGAUAUGCCAGAGCUGACGCAGCUAAACGUCUUCUCGACGCCGGGGCCGACGCGAACUCUCAAGACAAUACCGGCCGGACGCCAUUACACGCGGCAGUCGCCGCAGACGCCAUGGGCGUUUUCCAGAUCCUACUGAGGAAUAGAGCCACAAAUCUGAAUGCCAGGAUGCAUGAUGGCACAACACCACUUAUUUUAGCUGCUAGGCUAGCCAUAGAAGGCAUGGUAGAAGAUCUCAUAAACGCGGACGCUGACAUAAACGCGGCUGACAACAGCGGCAAAACGGCGCUCCACUGGGCCGCCGCUGUCAACAAUGUGGACGCAGUCAACGUGCUGCUCAUGCACGGCGCUAAUAGAGACGCGCAAGACGAUAAGGACGAAACUCCGCUAUUCCUCGGCGCUCGCGAAGGCUCCUAUGGGGCUUGUCGAGCACUUCUCGAUGCAAUGGCGAAUAGAGAAAUAACUGACCACAUGGACAGACUGCCUCGUGAUGUGGCGCAGGAGAGGAUGCAUGACGAUAUAGUCAGGCUACUGGACGAACAUUGUCCAAGGCCGCCUCCGCAGCAUCAUCAUCUCAUGGCGUCCCCAAACCCCCACCCGCAGCUGAUCAGCCAGCCCACGGUCAUCAGCUCCUCGAAGGGAAAGCCCAAGAAGCCACGUGCCAAGGCUGGUCCCGACAGCCCACAAGACCACUUCGACAACAACAAUAUGCAGCACACGCAGAUAAGACGAAAGCCAAGCGUAAAAAAGAACAACAAAAAAGUGGCGCAAGAGGUGCCACAGAGCGUUGAGAGUUUGGGUCCCAGUCUGAGCCCGGUGGAAUCACCGCUCCAAAAUUUACAGGACAUGCCGUCGCCUUACGACACGACGUCGCUGUACUCGAACGCGAUGGCGCAGUUCGCGGGCAUCGAGCAGCUCAUGCCGCACAAGCAGCCGCCCAGCUAUGAGGACUGCGUCAAGACGGGUCAGACGAUGCAGCAAUCGUUCGGCGGCGGCGCGCUGGGCGCGUCGUUGUCGCCGCCCUACUCCAACCACUCGCCCACACACAGCAACCACACCACGUCGCCGCACGCCUAUAUUGGCUCCCCCUCUCCGGGUAAAUCGCGACCAUCUUUACCGACGUCUCCUGCGCACAUGGCGGCGUUGCGGCAUUCACAUCAACAUCAACUAGACGCGGCGGCUUACUCUGCGCUUGCGCACCUCAACGCCAACGGUCAGCAUAACGCUCAGUUGCAAGCGAUGAUGCACGCAGCAGCUCUCGGACAGGUCCAGGGGCAGCAUCCGGCGCUCAAUAGUAUAAGUCUCUACGGAGGUUGGGGUAUAGGCGAUACGUUCCCGACGCCAUCUCCCGAAUCCCCAGACCAUUGGUCGACCCCCUCCCCCCAGACACCGCUCACGCAAUCGCCCCACUCUGAUUGGUCGGACCGCGCGGCUCUAUCGCCAAACGACAUCCAACAAACCAAUAAGGGAGCGACCGAAGCCAUCUAUAUUUAAUUCGAAAAAUCGAACGAAAUGUCAACGGUCAAAAUUAGAACGUCAUGGCGAAAACUAUUGUAAAAAGCGCCCUGUAAAUGUUCGGUAGGUCAUGUUAAGGCGACUUGACUCGCAAUUAAUUUUGCAAGGUUUUUUAUUAAUAAGUUACUGUAAAAUGUAUUAUUAACGAAUGUUAAAUUGUAAAAUAGCAAUGAUUAACUGAAAUUAAAAUUGUAAACUAGUUUUGAACUAGAUUAAUAUUUUUGGAAUUAAAAAACUGACAAUAAAAUGUAAUCUAACAGAGUGAUGAUAAAACUCGAAUGCCUGGAAAUCUCAAGGUGCUGAAGUGCCGUAGAUAUUAUAGACUGAUAUGUACAGCCAUGACUAGAGUAGCGUAGACUAACGCACUAAGCACUAAUCCACAAUCACGACAUGAUAAAAGACUUUUUCGGUGUAUUCUUUUUUAAAAAUUGAUUCUCAAACUGGCAGUCAAUAAUUUAAAUACUAGCAUGAUUUGUUUAUCGUUUUAGAAUUCGAUUUUUAAAUAAAUGUGAAUUAAUAACGUAAUCAUUCCAUUAAAUACACCGAUUUUAAUGCCUAAUGACAUAAUGAUACAAUAUGAUUGUUGUUUGUUAAAUGUUUUUUUUAUUUACUUGUUUUUAACUCAGUGUUUGAAUCAUUAAUUUUAAAUGGAUAUGUUUCGCAUAGAGAUUGUUUUGCGUAAUCGUGAAGGGAAAUUAUUUAUGUGUGAUUCUUUAUGCCUAGAUUUUUAAUUGUAUACUAUAGAUUACGUUACUUUUAUCUGUAUCUAUAACACAAAUGUAGAAUUUUAAUUAUUAUAUUUAAAAUUCUCACUUACUUUAUAAAAUAGAAAGUAAAAUAAAUUUGCUGAACUUUUUUUUAAAUUUCUUUGUGUUUGAUAAAUAAUAAAUAAUUAAUUUAAACAUCCUGAAUUUCAGUAUAUACCAUUUUUGUCAUAGAUACAAAUUUUAGACUAAGGCAAAUCUAAGAUUGAUGUCUGUUGUUAAGUAGUCAGCCUCCAUUGUUCCUUUUAGGCGAUAAAAAAAAAUAUCGUUUGUCCAAUAGGCACCAAUCUCAGAUUUUAUUUAAGACAGAAGUUUUCCUUGUUUCAUAUCAUUCCAUUAUCGCUUCCAAUAUUAGGCAAAAUGUUGGCUUUUUCAAAACUCUAUGGUCUUCAUAGAAUAAGUUUAAAUCGUAUUGUAGCAAAAUUUGUCUUGAUAUAAUUUUUUUUUCAAAGUACGCAUCGUACGUAAGAUCUCAUCAUUCCAUGUCGCUUUAAAUAAGAGUUAAUUCUUAGUUUACACGAGCUUAUUUGCUUAAAAAAAAUAAGCAGUAAAAAGAUGUUUCAAUUUGGUAGAAAAUAAACGGUAUUAAAAUUUUCUCCAUUGACAUCGGGAAGAUAUUUCGUUUGCAUUGCUUAGAGACCGAUAUAGUGUUAUUGUUAUUAAGUCUAAAAGUAUUUUUUCGGCAAAUUGGUUACCUUUUAAAAAAAAAUAUCUUGCUGGACGACAAAAAUAAAAUAAAAAAGUAACUUACUCAGUCUGAGCUUGUGUAAACUAAACAUUACCAAUCGUCUUUGGGACCACUUAUGCUCAAUUGUUUGAACUCCACAACUUGUAUCAUAUAUUUUUAGUGCGCUAAGUUUUUAAAACUUCUGCCGUUUACAUGUAAAUAUUAUUAAUUACUAUUAUUUAAUACGAGAAUUGAUCUUCUUAGUUUAGUUUUUAGUUUAUUUUUUGGUGUCAUCGUCAAGUGCCAAGGAGCAGUUCAAAAUGUACCCUUUCGUCGGAUAUUGAGAAUUAUUAAUGUAAUGCUAGUGGUAGUCUAAGUAGGGUACAAUAAGAAACUCGUGCUUCCUUCAAAUGCAUUCUAUAAAUAAUUUAAGUGAAUGUUCUGAGUUGAGAGUCGGACGAAGUACAUACAAUGUUGGUGUAAAUAUAAUUGUUUGCCUCAGAAUAUGCGCAUAUUAAAAGACCUUGUAAAUUUAAAAAUGGAAUAAAUUUUGACUCAAAGAGAGAAUGUUAAGUGUUCAUUAAUAUUUGGAAAAUUAUUGUUUUGAAAUUGAUUAAGUUACUUGGAAAAAGAGUACAAAUAAUGUAAAGAAUUUGAAAAAAAGUUAAUAUUAUUUCUUUUUAUUUUUCUUUUUAAAGUAAAAAGUCACAUUUUAUUCUUGGCACAAGAAGCACGUCAAUCUUGAGGCAACAAUAUUCGUAGUUCUGUGAAAAAUUGCAUAUAAAAUGGGCACAAAUUAAAUGGACCACAUGACUUGAACAAUAGGCUAUUACACUCUUUUUUGAAAACUGUUUUAAAUCAAUCCUGAGACUGUGUUAUACCUAUAGAAUUUUUAUUAAAAUUUUUUGAAGCCGAAAAGUGCUCUAAAAACGAUUUAUUACUUAUGAUUUUGUAUUUUCGCGCGAAAACGCCAUCCGCCAUGCUGUUUUGACUCGUGACGUCAUACUUUUAGUAAACAAUACGGCUCUACGUAAGACUAAAGUAAAAAGAUUUUUGUAAUAAUGAAUUACAAUACAUAUUGUUGGUGUCUUGUUCCUGAAUGCAAGAAUACAAGUAUAAAAACACCAGAAAAAUUGUGGAUUCCACUGCCAAGUGAUAUUAAAAUGAGAAACCAUCAACGUAUUAAUCCUCGGUAGAUUUAUAUUGUCUGCUUUCACAAAACCGUCUUCCAUGAUUCUAUUAAAUUAUUAAAGAGUAAAAACCCAAAAACGUGAUAGAAAUUUUAAAAUUUCAAAAUAAACAGAGCCUGACAUCAUCAAUAUGUUUUCGAUUCGAUAUUUGUUUACCUACUAAAAGUAUGACGUCACGUCAGUACCCAACAUGGCGGAUAGCGUUUUCGACUUUUGAAGAACAGAUUAAAAAAGAGGAUUUUUUAAAUUGAAUUAUAAAAUCCAUAUUGCACUUUUAUGAAUAAUGAUCGAUGUUUUUCUUUUAUUUUUUACAAAAUCUAUAAGAUACGUGCAUUUUUAUAUUUUUUUUUACAUGGUGUAAAAUAGCCUAUUCUGUGUGCCUUUUAAAUAGAACUAAGGUAUUAGAGACAUUUGUAAUUCAAUAAUAGUUUUACGACUGUAAAUACAUUUUAUCAUUAUUUUUAUCAAAUGCAUUUCUUUGUAAGAUUCUAAAAUUGUGAGGAGAAUAAAAUUUUUAAAUAUUUUCCCGUAACAAUAAAGGAGUAAAAAAUA
Molecule: messenger RNA, 10783 nt
Organism: Amyelois transitella
Lineage: Eukaryota; Metazoa; Arthropoda; Insecta; Lepidoptera; Pyralidae
Gene: N
Product: neurogenic locus Notch protein
Exons: 33
Coding region: 213-7589 (2458 amino acids)
Biological process (GO): regulation of developmental process; multicellular organism development; cell differentiation
Cellular component (GO): membrane
Molecular function (GO): Notch binding; calcium ion binding
Source: RefSeq, a predicted model, not a curated record